UCAGCGCUAAAACACCACAGAAAAAAUGCCAAGUCGCAUUUUACAAGUUUAUCUUCUCCAGUUUCUGUUAUGUUCAGUAUGUUCAGGAUCAAUAUUAUAUCAAAGAAAUCCUGACAUUUUUCAAGAAGAUCCAAUUUUCGAAGUUUUGAAUCCAAAGGAAUUUCCAGGCGAUCAAACAAUUACAACGCAACAGCUUAGAACUAUUCUUAUAGCUUUUAAAAAGGAAAAUGUGGAACAAAUUACAAAACUCAGAAAGGAUUUUGAACUCACUCUAAAAAAUCAGGACUAUCGCAUUCAAAGCCUAGAGAAGAAAAUAGCCGAACAAGAGAGAAUUAUUUCUGAUUUGCAGCACGAUUUUUCCACGGUUAAUACCCGUGAAUGCCCGUCAGACAAUUUUAUUCUUAAAAAAGGAGAAAACGUGAAUCACACACCUACCAACGAAAUCGCAAUGUCUAAUGUGUCGUCCAUAAAGGAUGAAAUUAAGGCUUCCCAAGAUAAAAAUGUACAAAGUCUUAAAUCAAAAGAACAUCAGACCUAUGAAAGAAAAGGUAGGUUGUUAACCCCAGAUGUAACAGCACCUGGUCCAGUGGUUGCCUUCUACGCGUACAUGUCUGCGACUCUCCCAGCUAAUGUAGCAACGCCUCAACAUGUUCUUAUCUUUGACCACGUGAGAACCAAUAUUGGUAACGGAUAUCAUCCUUCCACGGGAGUGUUUAUAGCUCCCGAGACAGGGGUUUACGUAUUCAUAUGGAAUUUUCAUAAUGGCGGUGGAAGUUAUCAUGCUACCCAGCUCAUGAUAAAUUCGGAGGAGUGGGGAAUAAUAUAUAGUCACGCUGCUUCAAUCGCUUGGACCCAGUCCACGGGUUGUGUAGUGGCCCAUGUAAAUAAAGGGGAUGAUAAUAUCUUGAUAUUGAAUAUUCAUAUCCCAAAUAUUCAAUAA
This is a messenger RNA of Saccostrea cuccullata (small rock oyster), 940 nucleotides long. RefSeq lists its product as uncharacterized. The record is from RefSeq and is a predicted model, not a curated record. Bases 26 to 940 code for a protein of 304 amino acids. Gene Ontology annotation, molecular function: protein binding. The transcript has 2 exons. NCBI's taxonomy places the organism in Eukaryota, Metazoa, Mollusca, Bivalvia, Ostreida, Ostreidae.